Molecule: messenger RNA, 3954 nt
Organism: Pocillopora meandrina
Lineage: Eukaryota; Metazoa; Cnidaria; Anthozoa; Scleractinia; Pocilloporidae
Source: the annotation of a GenBank genome assembly
GUUGCAGAAAACGCUUCUGAAUCAGAGAGAAAGGAUUUGCUGUCUGAACUUGAAUUGAUGAAACAACUUAAACCUCAUCCUUAUGUUAUCAAACUCCUGGGAUGCGUUACCAAGUCCGGUAAAUACUGAAAUGUUUAUCAUGUUUACCAAAAUUAGGUUUUAAAAUAUAGAUAAGUAUCGUUUUUCUCGGUAUGUUGGUGUUUGAGCGUAAGAUAUAUUUCCUCUUAAUUUAUAUAGUAUAUUGUAAUGAUUUGAUGUGGUGCCCGGAGCUCUUAUUUACUUUUGGUGGGCAACAGGAGGGUGCUUAUUUGAAACAGGGCGGUAGUUAGGGACAUAUAAGAACCAGCAGAAAGUGCGAAACAUAGCUUUGAUGUUUAUUUGAAAAGGAAAACGGGCUUGUUGCCUCUGCAUCCUUCCUGGAGAGAACGAAGAGCCAAGCAGACGCGGCAAACAGUUCAUUUGUUGAAGGGACUGUGCACUCACAUGUACAUAAUAGUUGGGAGACUGAGACUAAGGCCACGCUUUUUGUACUGAGGCUACAUGUGAAAAAUGAACGAAGAUGUACCACGGUUGAUCUCAAUGUACAUUUACUUUAACAAUGUUAUCACCGAAACAGAUUAGGGGCGCUCAUUGGAAUGAGACUGCUAACCCAAAAGGGGCGCUUAUUAGAACAAGGACGCUUAUUAAGAAAAAAACAAAUUCGAGGGGGGCGCUUAUUGAGUACAGUACUCAACAUUUUACUCUUUAAAAGGGUAUCAAGUCGUUUCUUACGCACGGUAGUUUCUUACCGAGCCGUUUCGUACCCAAAUUUAGUCCAUUCAUACCCAGUUUGAUUCGGAUUGUACCAGAAAUGCUUCACGUGUGAGUACAUGAACAGAUCUCCGUUGUACGACUUUUUCCGCGUACGACAGGCAAGUGGAGUUAGGUGAAUAAGAUUCAAGCAAAAUUCUGUUGUGUGUACUUGUGACCUCCUCGAGAGAAACAACUAGAUACUAGGUAUUUUUUAAAAAGAACAAGUCUAUUGUUUGCAGUUGUGACUUUGUUAUCAACAACAACCAGUGUAAUUUUUUGCCUCCCCUUUUUAUUAAAGGUAAAAAUUCACUUAUUCUAACAAAGGAAAACAAACAACAUUCGCCAGUCGCGUAAAUUAAAAUGGACGUAACAGAAAAAAAACUUAUUUAACGCAGGGAAUAUUGCUAUUCAAAAUAAAAGACCGACCUUUCUUUAAAAAUACUUAAGAUAUAAAACAUACUUUAUUACUUUUGGUUCGAAACAACCCAACUAACCGGGUACGAAUUGACCUGGCUGGGUACGAAACGACUGGUAACCUAUUAAAGCGAUCUUCGGGUAAAAAUAGAGUACGAGUAUUCCAUCCUUUUUCGGCGAAGUAAAAGAAAUCAGCGGAAACAAAACUGACACUGGAAGUGAUGGGUACGAACAGUAGAGACCAUACUUUUCGUGUGCCUCACAUUCAGAGGUCCCCAUGGUACUCCUAGUCUAAGCCUAAGUAACUGUCUUGAAAUCGAUUCUUAGAGUGUCACUGUUAGGAUAUCUUAUCGAACAGAUCGAUCGCUCAGCGCGCCGUUGAUCUUGAGGGAGCCUUUGUUGAAGGAUAUAGUCCAUUUACCUCGCCCCAUUACUCCAUUACCUUUUUUUUUCCAUUCCUGCUAACUUUUGGGAAAAUUCGCUGACCGACGCUUACAGUUUGGGCAUAUUCUAUUCUUGCGUACACGUGUGAGGUCUCCAUAGAGUUUAUUUGACGGCAGAGAAGUAGGCACACUUUUAUACUGUCUGCUAAAUAGCAUCGCAUGUAUAAUCAGUAAAUGAGAUUUAAGAUCACUAAAAUCUAUUGGGGAUCAAAAAUGGGCUGAGACUAAAACUGCCUUCUUAAGUUUCACGCACAUUUUGCGGAUGUGGGCCGGUAAGAUGUGAAUACGCUACGAGGGCGAGAAUCUUUCCGGUAGUAGACCGUGAAUAUAAAACAUGACCUGCCUUAAAUAAAAUUUUAAUACGAUGUCAUUGCAGUGGAAUCGACUUAUGGUUACAUUGCUUUUAAAAAGAUUUACAACAAUUGUGAAUAUAAACGAAUCGUAAGGUAGUUAAUACUUCAUUUUCUCAUAAACGUUGAAUAAACGUCGUACUCUUCCAAGUAACUGUGGCUUAUAUUGGAGAGUGACGUUUCUUUGUAAUUUUGCUUCCAUCUGCGGCAUGUAAUCGAGUAUUUGCGGAACUUUGUUUGUCUCCCUAGAGCCAUUGUUGGUGUUGAUCGAAUAUGUUCCGUUUGGGGAUCUGCUGGGUUACCUGAGAAAGAGCCGUGGAUUAAAUGAUACUUACUACAAAGACCCGGAUAUCAAACCACAAACAAACCUGACCUCACAGCAGCUGAUAAAGUUUGCUUGGCAAAUCGCUGAUGGAAUGUCGUAUUUGUCAUCGAUACCAGUGAGUGAUGUAAUUAUUCUUUGAGAAACAUCCUUACAGAAUACGGCCUUAUUUGUCUCCCAAUAUACCUCACUUUCUGUUGAAUUGUGGAAUCGUUGCCUAGGAUGUCAUCCCAUGUCACUGAGUCACCCUUAAGCCUCUCGUUUCGCUAAAGGUUGUUUUCCAAAAGAAACACUUUCUCUUUGUUUAAGGUUAUUCAUAGAGAUCUUGCAGCUCGUAAUGUGUUGGUUGGAGAAGGGGAAACGUGCAAAGUGACGGACUUUGGAAUGGCCAGAGAUGUGCAAGAGGACAACAUUUACGAAAAAAAAACUAGGGUAUGAAUGAUUUUGAGAAAAAACAAUGUUCUCGUAAGCCUUGGAUUGUUGGGGUGAAGAUGCCUCUCUGGAUUGACUGCUCAAAGAAAACAAGCUCAGUAAAUCCUGCUCCGUUUUCCGGAACUUUCGUUUCAGUGUUGUUGCCAUUGGGAGCGUUAGUACUUUUUAAGGACUACGCCAACUCCUUACAUUUUUGCUUCUUAUUCAGGGGCGUCUCCCUGUAAAAUGGACUGCCAUUGAGGCGUUGCUUUACGGAAAAUAUACUACCAGGAGUGAUGUGUGAGUACAAGGAAGAUAUGAACACUGCACUAAGCUUAAUGAGAAUGGUUUUGUAUGAACUGUUUUCAGGUCUGCAAAAAGUUAUUUGGUUACUUUUGUAUUUUGGUCUUUUUACUUUGCUGGUGUGAGGUCAUCUCAGUGAGGAGUGGUUAUCCUCAUUUUUUAUGGGUAGUGAUCAGGGAUCAACUCCUCUGACACUGCGCAUGUGUACCUCCCCACCCCAUGUCCCCUUCCCUUCACCACCAAAGAUGUUUUAAUUACAUUUUUGUAGGGAAGAAAUUUUACUUCCUUAAAUGUAUCCCGUUUGUUUUACAGGUGGAGCUACGGGAUUCUCCUCUAUGAGAUAUUCACGAUUGGUAAGUUACAUGGCAGAUUACCAGUCCAGUAAUUUUAGCUUCAGCAAUUGGGUGGACACGAAGUCGUGAAGUAAGCAGGGUUUACCAGUCUCUUUAUAAUUAGUUUUCGGUCAUACAAAACCAGUUUAGAUAGCCAAAGUCGCUGGCCUUAGGCGGAAAAAAUUAUUAAUGAAUAUACAUCUGUAGAGCUUUUCAUUUUAGAGUAAGUUAACAUUACCUGCUCUAUUCAGGUGGUUCACCGUAUCCAAGGAUGGAUGGAAGAAAAAUUGCAAACUUACUUCAAGAGGGAUACAGAAUGCCUAAACCACAACACGUAGAUGAUAAGUUGUAUGAUAAUAUCGUGUUUUUACUGUUUAAUGAUGGCUUUUCUCGUAUGUUAGUAUUUGUGCCGCUUUUUGUUUUUUCUAGGGAUAGGUCGAACCGUUUCUAAUUAAACUAUUUUUGGACGUCCUUUUAGGUAUGACAUAAUGAUAAAAUGUUGGAAAGACGACCCUAAUUUGAGACCAUCUUUUGAGAAGUUGAGGAACAAACUCAAAGAAAUGGAAAACCGGCACAAGGUAGAAUAG